GCAUGUUCCAGUAACUUGGAACUUUGGAAGUCGAAAUCAUGGACUAGGGAACUUCUAAAUGAUGGUCUGAAAUUUGGAUUGACGUUAAGUACACGAAUGAUGCAAUGGCAAAUUCUGUGCCAGACACUGACAAUGGUUCUUCCAGUAGUCCAUCAUUGAGUUUCCAGAUGGUCAUUACUGGGAUUAAGAAGAUGUAUCCAGCAGUAAAGAACAUUUCAACGGCAGAGUUGAAAGAGCUCAUGAGGACAGAAGAAGCACGAGCUAGACUUGUCAUAGUGGAUGCAAGGCCUGAAGCAGAGUUCAGUGUAAGUCACAUUCCAUCAGCUGUCAGGAUUGAUCCCCAAACUCAGAACAUGGAUGAUGUCAGGAGGACUCUUCAAGAUCAACUUGUCAAAGAUGAACCAGCUAGUUCUGAUAGUGAACCUAUCCAGGUUGUGAUGUACUGCUCUGUGGGUUACAGGUCAUCAGCACUGGCCAAGAGGUUGAGACAAGCGCUCAAAGCAGAGAAGAAUGACAGAGAGACUGCUAUGAGCCAUCAAUCUUCACCAUCAACAGCGCCCUCUACGGUGAUCUCUCCGUCAAGGAUCAAAAUCUUCAAUUUGGAGGGCUGUCUCUUCAAGUGGGCCAACGAGGGUCAUCAGAUGGUGGACGGGCGGGGCAGCCCAACAAAGUUUGUUCACCCCUACAGUACCAUGUGGGGUCAGCUGAUCAGCAGAGACAUCAGGAGGUGGGAGGGGCCUCGUAUGUAAAUUCAGGUCAACGACCGGGUCAAUUGCAAUUUUGAGUGGGUAUAUAUCACCAAGCAAUUGUCAUUCAAACUUACUGAAAUGCUGCAUCUUAGAUUUUUGUGAGUAGAAUACCAUAGUUGAACCAUGUGAAGUAUUUUAAGAGAAAUAUGAGCCCCCAGAAGGGGCCAAUUAUGCUUCAUUUACUUGGUACCUGGUUGAUUGGCCGCUUCGCUGCCUUUACCGCUCAGGAUUCCAAUGCUUCCUGUAGUAGUAGUAGAAAUGGUUUAUUGAAAUAAAAAUCAAUCACGGCUCGAAAGCCGAAUUACAGGUUUUUUACAAUAGUAAAAACAAACAUCAAAAUUACAGGAAUCAAAAUAGGUAAUAAACAUGUAAUAGUGAGAUCAUAAUGACAAAGAUCAAUUACAAUAACAAAAAUUAUUUUCUUACAGGCAGUGCCAGUUAGCAUUCAUUGACUACACCACUACACCAUACUACUAUUGAUAUCAAUAUUAUUAUUAUUAUUAUUAUAAUUAUUAUUAUUAUUGUUAUUACUAUUCUUAGUAUCAAUAAAAUGAUAACAAUAAUUUGUAUCAACAUUAUUACUAGGAUUACUAUUAACAAUGGUAAAUAUCAAAUAGUUUACUUAAAAUAUUGCACUUAAAUCAAGUUCAAAUUUUUGGGCCAUUUUACUGAGUUUGUCCCGAAAUUGCUUUGUGUUCCGUUUAUGCAAGUAGCCCAGCAUCUUUGUUAGUCUGUGGGUAUUGCUUGAUGAAAUGAACCCACGAGAACCGACUUCAAUUGCCAAAAGUUCUACCUCAUAGCCAUUGUCUUCAAUGUCUCUGACGAGGGACGAGUAUUUAUCAACUUUAUAUUGAUGGGCCUUAUUGAUUCUAAGUUCAAAUGGGACUGUCAGCUCCAUGAUCAUGAUUUUUUUACUUUUUUCAUCGUAGAUACAAAGGUCAGGUCUCAGGUUUGUUUGGGUACAAGACAAUGGGAUUGUUGAGACAGGGGAGUAGCCGAUUAAAUAGGGAAUAUCAUGAAGGAUUUUUGUAUCGAGCGAAGUACUUUCUGUGAUGAAUUCUACAAAGCAUUUUAGUACAUUGUUAUGGCGCCAGGUGUAUCGCCCUUGAGAUAAAAAUAGUGAACAGCAAUUAAGAACAUGGUUCAGUGUCUCAACACAAUCGCAGUGCCUGCAUUUGUUUGUUGCAGAUUUGCCCCAUCUCAGUAAAUUUGCCCUUGUGUUUACAGUAUCAGUAACAGCAUUUACGAGAAAUUUAAGGACUUUCACUGGCAAAUUAUACAUGAUGCUCUUCCAAAUCGUACAGUUACUUUCUAGCGAUAGAAGAUCUAGAAAUUUCCCUUGAACUACUAACUCUUUAACAUGUGUAUGCCAAAUGGUAGAGACUUCGUGAGUUAGGAUUUUUUUUUUGCCUCUCUUGGUUUCUUUUCCUUGAGUGUUGGAUGCCCUUCAACAGAUGAGUAAACCUCAUUACUUUUUACAAUCGUGUAUUUUUUUCCUCACCCAUUUCGACUCACGUUGCAAUUGAGAGUCUAAACAAUGAUUCACCAAAUCGUCCCCGUUCACCCUCAUGGAUAUGUAAGAAAUUUCAUAAAAGCAUUUUUAAACAUGUAAAAGGUACAAGGGGAUAUAUAAGGGUUAAUUGAUAAUGCAAUAAUCAGACUAGGGUGAGUAUAUUUUAUACAUGUAGACGUUCUGAUAAAAAGGUUAUUAAAAAAUGUGGGUAAAUGGUUGUUCUAAGCAAAUGACACAAUAAUAAAGCUAAAUAUGUUUCGAUACAAAAUAAAUUAGAAAUUUCAUCUAAAAUCGGUAUUGCAAACAUGAAUUUGUCAAAGUGUAUUCUUAAGUGCCUUAAUAUAUAAAGGAAAACAAUUAAAUAAUGUAUUAAAACUCUUUGAUAAUUAA
Strongylocentrotus purpuratus (purple sea urchin) is the source of this 2652-nucleotide messenger RNA. RefSeq lists its product as uncharacterized. The transcript is spliced from 5 exons. NCBI's taxonomy places the organism in Eukaryota, Metazoa, Echinodermata, Echinoidea, Camarodonta, Strongylocentrotidae. The coding region runs from base 105 to 749 and encodes 214 amino acids. The record is from RefSeq and is a predicted model, not a curated record.